AGAAAUUACCCAACGUCCUGUGUAACUGAUUUUAUUCCUGCAACUUCAACGUCAUGCGGAUUAAAUUCACUCAACCUCGCAACAUUGUUUUCAGGGAUGACAAGGGAAAUUUACCUUACUGCUUUGCCUCGUGAAUUAUAUUUCUACAUUUAUUUGUAGUAGUAGAUUACUUACUUUGUCCUGCUGUUAGUUUAAUGGAAACGUGCUUACUCGAAAACACAAUGCCUUGCCAUAACCAGCAGCUGAACAAUAAAGUAAAUGACAGUCAAGAUCACGCUUCUAAACAAGUCAGGUUCAGCAAUAGCGGCUUUCAGGAACAAUCGGAACCGUUCUCCGACGGAGAUACCGGACAUAAUAUCGACACCGUAACAUUAUUAAGUAGCGAAGCACAGGGACUGAUUGGACCCCAGCUAAAACUCCUUCCACUGAAUGACCAAAUACGAGAACUACAGACCAUCAUAAGAGAUACGUCGACCAGUAGAGGUGAUUUUGUGUUUUGUGCAGAUAGACUGAUCAGGUUAGUGGUUGAAGAAGGACUCAAUCAGCUUCCAUACAGCGAAUGCACUGUCACCACUCCAACAGGGCACAAAUAUGCUGGUGUUAAGUUUGAGAAGGGUAACUGUGGAGUCAGCAUCAUGAGGAGCGGGGAGGCUAUGGAACAGGGCCUGAGGGACUGCUGCCGGUCCAUCCGCAUUGGGAAGAUCCUUAUCCAGAGUGAUGAGGAGACCCAGAAAGCCAAAGUUUACUACGCCAAAUUCCCCCCGGACAUCAGUCGCCGGAAGGUUUUGCUGAUGUACCCCAUCCUCAGUACAGGAAACACUGUGAUCGAAGCGGUCCGAGUUCUACGAGAACAUGGAUUACAAGCCAAACACAUCAUUCUCCUCAGCCUUUUCUCCACACCACACGGUGCAAAAUCAAUCAUUCAAGAGUUUCCUGACAUCACCAUACUGACAACUGAAGUUCACCCGGUAGCUCCAACACACUUUGGCCAGAAAUAUUUUGGUACUGACUGACCAAGAUACACAUCAAUAUGUUACACACACUUACUCUGCUAUCAGUGCAGUGUCUGUGCUCUGACAGGUCAAAACAGAAAUGUGUCUAUGUGUAUAUCUUUGUUUAACUUUAGCCUCUUUGAGAUUUGUUGCCUUAAUUAGAUCUAGUACCUGCACAAGUCAGUACAACACAGAACAGCAAAUACAUCAACAUCAUGUGAUGGAAUUCCAUGGCGCAAGGAAGAAAAGUGCGAAGAACCACAAUCCAGACUGGUGGACUAAAUUGGCGUUCUUGUUGCAUGUACUGCUGCACUACACUCAUCCUUCUGCUUACUCAUGUGUAGGUCAUUGGGAGAAAAUAAAAAAUAAACUGAAUGAAUAAACUAA
Clupea harengus (Atlantic herring) is the source of this 1379-nucleotide messenger RNA. It is a transcript of the gene uprt, whose product is annotated as uracil phosphoribosyltransferase (FUR1) homolog (S. cerevisiae). NCBI's taxonomy places the organism in Eukaryota, Metazoa, Chordata, Actinopteri, Clupeiformes, Clupeidae. The record is from RefSeq and is a predicted model, not a curated record.